Molecule: messenger RNA, 192 nt
Organism: Ambispora leptoticha
Lineage: Eukaryota; Fungi; Glomeromycota; Glomeromycetes; Archaeosporales; Ambisporaceae
Source: the annotation of a GenBank genome assembly
AUGCAGUGGGAUCAACUGGUGGUGGAGGAUCGGCAGAUGCUGGAGGGGUGUAGCAUAAUGUUAAUUGAUAUGAUUAUUGAGCAGGCAAUGGCUUCGCAAUAUGUGGCUGAGGAGUCAGUGCCCCAAGAGGAGAAAAGUGGAGCUAAGAAGGAGCCAGCAGUUAUAAUGAGCAAGGUGGAAUUUAAGAAGAAG